This is a messenger RNA of Platichthys flesus (European flounder), 8205 nucleotides long. RefSeq names its product immunoglobulin superfamily, member 10 (gene igsf10). The transcript has 10 exons. Gene Ontology annotation, cellular component: extracellular region. Bases 1 to 7443 code for a protein of 2480 amino acids. Gene Ontology annotation, molecular function: protein binding. The record is from RefSeq and is a predicted model, not a curated record. Lineage: Eukaryota; Metazoa; Chordata; Actinopteri; Pleuronectiformes; Pleuronectidae.
AUGGGUGCGUGUGCCUGCGGCGCAUCAUACGUGCCGAGGCGGCUGCUGACAACUCUGUUGCUCUUGGCUGCCGUGCUGCCGACGAGCGGUGACUGCCCCAAAUCAUGCGCCUGUCACGUACCGACAGAGCUGCACUGCACCUUCAGAUACCUGACCGCAGUACCUGACCACAUCCAGCCAGCUGUGGAAAGAAUUAACCUAGGGUACAAUAGUCUGACUGUCUUAAGAGAACACGAGCUUUCCGGACUUGAGAAUUUAGAGCUGUUGAUGCUGCACAGCAACACUAUUGAGAGUAUUGAAGACAGAGCCUUCCAAGACCUCAAGUCAUUACAGGUCCUCAAGAUGUCCUACAAUAAAGUAAAAAGACUCAACAAAGAGACAUUUAAAGGCCUGGACAGUCUGCAGAGAGUCCACAUGGACCACAAUCACAUUGAGUUCAUCCACCCAGAGGCUUUCUAUGGCCUAACCAACCUGCAGUUGGUCCAUCUGGAGAGUAACCACCUCCAGCAACUCCACCCAGACACAUUCAUCACACUGAGACACAGCCAGGUCUUCAAGGUGUCCUCAGUGAAAAACAUCCACCUGUCGGACAACCUCCUCACCACGCUGCCUGCAGAUAUUUUUGCAGGCUGCAGCCAGCUAGAGAACGUUUUCCUCCAUGGUAACCCCUGGACAUGUGACUGCCGUAUGAAGUGGUUCCCAGUGUGGACACAGAGGAACACAGGUGUGCUGAAAUGCAAGCGGGACCGGAAAAAUUCAAGAGGACAGCCAUGUCCUGUUUGUGAAAACCCUUCCCCUUACCACAACAGACCUCUAUCCCUUCUCCCCAAUGAUGCCUUCACUUGUACAAAACCUUGGAUCCAACCUGAGCUGAAGCAGAAAAACAUCAGCCUGGAUGAGGGGGACUUUACUCCAGUUUCCUCCAAGGAUUUCAUUGCCCCAUUAGGCUCCAUCCAAAUGAACCUGACGGACCAGUUUCACAGCGAUGCCAGUUUAUCCUGCACUGUCCAGAGGCCGUCUGCUUUUGAUAAUUUAACACAAACCCUGAAGGAAGAGGAGGGAAAUAAUGUCACUGUGAUUACCACUGGCAUAACUGCCUAUUUGGUGUGUAACAUUGACUAUGAACACAUCCAGCAGCUGUGGCAGAUCCUGGCCUCCUACAGUGACUUUCCCAUGAGGUUAGAGAGAGGUUUAAUGCUGGCCAGAAGCCCAGAAAUGGUGUACAGAUACAGUCAGUUACAACCAAAAGAGGAAGAGGAAAGAAUUCACACGAACAUUGAGGCUGACAUUAAAGCCUCCCCUGCAUGGCUGAUGCAGGGAGAGGUGAGCCUCCAGCUUGACCGCACUACUACCACUUUCUCCACAUUGCACAUUAAGUACCAGUCUGUGGUCAACCUACGAGUGGAAAACACAUCACCUAAGAAGGACCGCUACACCUGGACCAUGAUUAAGAGAGAUAAUCAAACCAAGACUGAGCACACUGUACUUACAGGUGGUAUGGCACAAUUGAGCUGUCAAAUCCAAGGUGAGCCAAAACCUUUGUUGGAGUGGAUAUUACCCGAUGCAAGUAAAGUCAGAGCCCCUUACUCCAGUGAGGACAUGAGGAUCAUAAUCACUGCUGAAGGGCAGCUCACUCUACAGGCUGCAGAUGCCUCAGAUACAGGCCUCUACCAAUGCAUUGCCACAAACUACCUGGAUGCAGAUAUCCUCGUGUUUCGGGUAACAGUUCUGACAGCAGAUGUGGAAGAAACUGAGGUCAACGGUGUCCAACUCUCACGGCCACUGGGUGAAAAUCUGGAGUUUGACUGUAGCUCCUCUGGGAGCCCUGAGGGCUCGGUACAUUGGAUCCUCCCUGAUCACUCAGUGCUGGAUACGUCUCAAGGGACUAGAAAGGUGUAUAAGAAUGGGACUCUGCUGAUUCAGGGCCUCACAGUGAGGGACAGAGGGUUUUAUAGAUGUUUGGUUGCCAAUCACCUGGGAGUGGACCUGCUAGUGUCUCAGGUGACAGUGACUGAGAAAACACCUGAAAAGGUGAUAGUUUUAGAUAGAGAGGGAUCAGGGAUAGAACUGUCCUUCAAGGUGGAUUCUAACUUUACACAAAAUACAGUCAGCCUUAACGAGAUCCCUUCUACCAGUCCCAGGGAUAGAAAUAGUCAGGAAUCAAAGACCAUCACCUCAGAUCGACCUUACCCAAGACAAGGGUUCCAGGGUAGAGGAGGCACUGGGGGUAGACUGGGACAGAGAAGGAGGAGGCCAGUCAGCUCCAGACGCACCUGGAGUAGAAAGGUCUUUGAUAAAGCUUCCAGGAUAGUAAACCCAGAGAAAUUUGCUGAAUUAAUGAAGAAGGCUCAAGAUGGAUCAAGAAAAAGGAGUGGCACAGAAAAAGAGAGGUUGAAAUAUGAAGACCCACAACCUGGUUCUUCUGGUGAUGGUGAACUUGGCUCUAGUGUGGGUCAAAACGAAGAUGAUCUUAUUGUUGUACCAUGGACAAUUAAACCUACGAUAGAUAAUCCACAAGAUUUUCCAAUAUUCGGACAAGAUAGGUCUCAUCAAACUGUUUUUACGGAAACCACAGUCAGGGAUCGCUUUGAUAGAAGCACAGUAACAGAAAAUACACAUUCAUAUAUGCAGUCAGACUCUACACUGAUCCAGUCCACAUUUACUGAUUAUCCAAGUUUUGUUGACAAGACCGAGUUUUAUACCCCGGAAAGAAGCAGCAAGCCGCCCUCAAACAUGCACCCAGUCACCAUCCAACUAACAGUGACCGACACCUCACAAGAAACUCAGCUCCAGUUCUCAGGAGAACACUUCACAGAGCCAGACACAUCAACAGAAGCAGCACUUCCAAUUACCACUGACCCUAACAUAACUCUAAUGAGGGAUGGCCCAGGAACAGUGGGGUUAGUCAUCCACACAGACCUGGAAAGCCAGACCACAUUCACAGCUGUUACCACCACGGAGAGACAGAAGGAUGAGAUCACCUUCCAUACCACACAAACAAUCAAAUCCCCAAACCUGCCAGCAGGAUCCACCAUCAUCUCCCGGCAGCAGAUCCACAUCAUCCCAAACAAGAACAGCAGAGGUGGGGGCCGCAGGAGGACUUUCCAAGGCCGCAGGAGGAUUAUAAAACCUAACAAGAUCACUGACAUACAGUCCUUCAUCAGUAAACUUAAACAGCCUUCAGUGAAGAUUGAAGGGAACGCUUCGGUGCCAUAUCGAAUUGAACUUACUACAGAGAAAAAGGGGACAGUGGCCACCGAUGUGCACGUGGUCACACCAACAGCCUCCUCAAGUUCAUCUUUACACAGUACAGAAAGAACUACCACUACGCAGUUUACGGCAGAGGAUUAUGUUGGGAGUGGCUACACAUCUGCACCGAAGAGGCCAUUAAUCACCCAAACGCCCUCAACUACAGCACAAAGUACAACAGUGAGCUUAACAACAACGCCUGCUGCUAUUCCUACCACCACUGCAAACUCACUGGCUGAACCUGAGACUCUAUCCCCAUCGAGAAGCAAAGAGAGCAGAGAGAGCUCAUUAGAUGAUGACUAUGGAGAUUCAUCCUCUGCAGAUUUUGAGUUCACAACACUAAGACCCAGCUUUCAACAUAUAACAACGACCACUUCUUCUUAUUACUCCAUGUCCUCAACUACUGCUGAAACACCACCAGAAUCACAGACUCUACCCUCCCCACCUACUGUCAAGCCAGCUUCAAAUAAAACUCCUGAUGAAUCCUUAUCAUCUGGGUCUGGUGGACUCCGUAAUAAAUGGGUUGGAAUUAGACAGAGGCCUGGUGGGACGAGAGGACGGCAGGGCGGGAGAAGGAGGCCAUUUGGGGGCAAGAGACCCUUCAAGAAACCUGCAGUAAAUAAAGCACCUUCUACCACAACUAAAGGUCCAACUACAGAAACCACAUCUUUGGAAACUACAAUAGAGACAACCCCACCUCCUCAACAAUCAGUUUCACUCUUAAAGCCCCUGAACACACCAUCGCAGAAAGAGGACAGCACAACAGAAUCUGUUUCUGCUGAACAAAUGUCAAAGGAGACUGACUUGUUUGAGGAAUUUGAGUCUAGCAGUUUACCUAUUUAUACAAAAAAGACACCUUUAAGGACUUCAACAAAUAACCCUACCACCACAUCAAUACCAGGUAGCACAAAAGCUUUCUACACAACAGUUCAGGCUAGAGACCACAGCAACAUCAGACCAUCAACAGAGUGGAACAAGGGUCAAAACACCCACAGGCCACCAAUGAGCGGAAUCAAACCUACUGUGCAAAGCAGUGCUACCAGAGACAGUGCAGAUAAGGAACUUACCUAUGACACAGUGACCAUCCAUACAGCCGGGCAAGGUUAUAUCAACACCCCUGCACCAUACAACAACCUAGGCACACACAAUGCCAUUUCUAGUGUUUACAAUCAUGACACUGACAAUGAAGCCACAAGUACCUAUAUUGCUGGUUUUGAACCCACUAAAAAGGUCAUGGCAAGCAAGCCGAAGAUAGUUGGUGGGAAUGCAGCCAGUUUUACCAUUUUGUCCAACUCAGAUGCUUUCCUGCCGUGUGAGGCUGUUGGAAACCCCCAGCCGGAUAUAACCUGGAAACGCUUUUCCUCAACCACAGGAAACAGUUUCACCAUUAAGGGUAUAAUGGACAAGUUUGAAGUUAUGAGUAAUGGGACACUGUUAAUCCAGAACGCCGGCAUUAAGGAUCGUGGCCAAUAUCUCUGUCUAGCUGAGAAUGAUCAUGGAUCAGAUAAACUUCUUGUCACCCUCUCUGUGGUGGCCUACCCAUCACGCAUACUGGAGCCAAAAAUGCGUGAGAUGAAAUCUCAUGCAGGAAACACUGUAGAGAUGAACUGUAAAGCAGAGGGUCGACCCUCUCCCAUGAUAUCCUGGAUCCUGGCUAACCGGACCCAAGUCAAAGGUCAAAACACAGAGCGGGAAAGGGUAUCGGUAUCUGCUGAGGGAUCCCUGGUCAUUAAGCAUGUGUCUGUUUAUGACAGAGGUCUUUACAAAUGCAUUGCGAGUAAUCCAGCUGGAGCUGAUACUGCUACCGUCCGCCUGCAGGUUGUGGCAGCUCCACCAGGAAUCACAGAGGACAAACGACAGCAGCUCAAAGCUAGUGUAAACCAGAAGUUAUGGCUACCCUGCACUGGUAAAGGCAGUCCUAAACCUGCUAUUCACUGGGUCCUUCAUGAUGGGGCAAUGGUACAAUCGAACAGACCUACCAAAGACAAAAGGAUAUCAGUGUAUGAGAAUGGAACACUCCACAUUAAGGAUGUGAUCUCAGCAGACAGUGGGAAAUAUGAAUGCAUUGCAACCAGCUCUACUGGCUCAGAGCGACGGGUGGUGACUCUGGCAGUCGAGAAGCAAGAGUCUACCCCUAAAAUAGUGGACACAUCCCAGCGCAUGACAGAGUUGUUCUUUGGGGAUCAGUUAAGACUGAACUGUUCAGCAACAGGAGACCCCAAACCUAGGAUCAUGUGGAGGUUACCCUCUAAAGCUGUGGUGGACCAGUGGCACAGGAUCGGCACCAGAAUCCAGGUCCUGGAUAAUGGUACUCUUAUUAUUAACAUUGUGAGUGAUAAAGAUGCUGGAGACUACAUCUGUGUGGCCCGAAGCAAGAUGGGUGAUGAUCUCCAAAUCAUGAGGGUUAGUGUGUCAAUGAAGCCAGCCAAGAUAGAGCCUAAUCCCUAUGGCAAGAAACAGGUACCCUAUGGUAAUGAUUUGAAGGUUGACUGUAAAGCCUCAGGAGCACCAAAGCCCGAGAUCUCCUGGGGUCUACCAGAUGGUACCGUGGUCAACAGCGCUCUGCAGGCUGACGCAAGCAGUGGCGGGGGACGAGCACGGCGCUACACUCUGUUUGACAACGGAACUCUUUUACUAAACCAGGUUGGCAUGUCAGAGGAAGGAGACUACACCUGCUUUGCUCAGAACCAAGUGGGCAAGGAUGAGAUGCAUGUCCAUAUAACUGUGGUCACUGCUGCGCCCAGAAUACGACCAGCGAGCCAGACCUAUGCCAGGGUGAAGCCUGGAGGGGACAUCCGCUUUGACUGUGAAGCACUUGGUGAACCCAAACCCAAGAUUCUGUGGAUGCUGCCAAACAAUGAUGUAAUUGCAGCAUCAAAUGAACGCUACCUAAUGCAUGUCAAUGGUUCUCUGGAUAUCAGGGACGUGCAUCUUAUCGAUGCUGGGGAGUAUGUUUGCAUGGCUCGCAACCCUGCUGGAGACAAUAGCAAAGUCUAUAAGCUUGACAUAGAUGGGAAUCCACCAGUGAUCAAUGGCUACCACAAGAACAGGACUGUGUUCAAAGAUGUAGCUGCUAAAUACUCCAGGAAAUUUAUAGACUGUAAGGCUGAAGGAAAUCCCACUCCUACCAUUACUUGGAUUAUGCCUGAUAACAUCUUUCUUAAAGCACCAUACUUUGGCAGCAGGAUUAAUAUCCACUAUAAUGGGACAUUGGAGAUUCGUAACGUGCGGCCGACUGAUACAGCAGAGUUCAUAUGCAUGGCAAGGAAUGAUGGGGGGGAGGCGGUAAUGGUGGUGCAGCUGGUGGUGACCAGAAUGCUCAGAAGGCCAAUCUUUAGGAAUCCCUACAAUGAACGUAUUGUGUCUCGGAUUGGGAAAACCACAGUUCUGAACUGUGCUGCUGAUGGACAGCCAGUGCCAGAGAUCAUCUGGACUUUGCCAAAUGGAAUACGAUUCACUGGUGAACCUGAUGGUGGGUCUGGCCACCACCUAGGCAACGAUGGGACCUUGGUCAUUAACAACACACGCAAAGAAGAUGCUGGGAAGUACCGCUGUGGGGCAAAGAAUUUCAUGGGCUACAUAGAGAAGCUUAUAAUUUUGGAUGUUGGCCAGAAGCCUUACAUCCUGACCAGGCCUAGAGGUAUCAUACGCAGUGUGUCUGGGGAACCUCUAUUCCUUCACUGUCUAUCUGAUGGGAGUCCAAGUCCCAGGAUCCACUGGACCAUUCCUGAUGGUCACACUCUUACUCGGCCUCAAAUCCUUGGGCGUUACCAGUUGUUAGAGAAUGGUACUUUAAUUGUGUAUGAUACUACUCUCCAUGAUCGAGGGAACUACAUCUGCAGAGCUCGGAAUGAUGGUGGGGAGGCUGUGCUCACUGUACCUGUUGUUAUUAUUGCUUACCCACCACGGAUCACAUCAGGGCCUCCACCAAAUGUAAGGGCAGUAACUGGGAGACCUAUCCAGCUCAACUGUGCUGCCAAUGGAAUCCCGAAGCCAGAGAUAACCUGGGAGCUGCCCGAUCGUUCAGUUCUUUCUAAGGCCCAACAGGGUCGGCCUUUGGGUAGUGAGCUGCUCCAUCCUCAGGGAACACUCAUCAUCCAGAGACCCACAGUCUCAGACUCGGGCACAUACAAGUGCCUGGCCAAGAACCACCUGGGCACAGACUCAAAGGUCACAUAUGUACAUGUUUUGUGAGAAAACUAUUUGAGACAAAACAGUAGAGUGGUACAUCUGAGUGUAAAUAAUAACAGACAGAGAUAUUUGCGUUGGCAAUGUACAGUACAAUUCUUUCUCACUUAUGGAUUUAUCACUUAUGUGAGGAUGAUAGUUUGUGGAAUAUUAUUUAAAAAUUUGAUAGAUAUUGAUAAAAGAGAGAAAGGACAGUUAACUGUAACGUUUUAAGACAUUUAACUGUAACCUCCAGCCUGGGAUUAGAAAGGUGCUAUAUCAACUUUGGACCAGUGGGCCUGGAAAAGUAUAUGGUGUUCUCAAUUGGAGUGCUUCUCUUGAGAGCAAAAGUGCAUACAGUCCAAUGAUUUCUUUACUUUACAGGAGGAUACAAUUACAACGUAUACAAGGGGGAUGAAUUGUGUAGCAGAUUGCAAUAAAGAAAGAACACUCCCAAGAUGUUUGUACUACCCUUCAGAUACACGUUGUUGCAGUCAUGACAUGUUGCUUUAUGUUUAACAGCAAAUAAAAAGACAAAAGACACAUAGUAAUUAAUUGAAUGUUACAUUGGAAGAAGAUGGUACUUUUUUUAUUUUACAAAAAUAUACACAGUAUGUCGCUUGUUUAACACUGGACAGAUAUCUGCAUUAUAUUUCAACCAGAAUGACAUUAUGAUUUUCGUAUUUUGAUGGAGUUUUAAGCAGUUUCCUUUAUUUCUAUUCACAGCACAAACAAUACUAAAUACACAUCAGUCUAUUGUGUUGUACACAAUAUUUUAUAUAAUGUUAU